Molecule: messenger RNA, 2102 nt
Organism: Klebsormidium nitens
Lineage: Eukaryota; Viridiplantae; Streptophyta; Klebsormidiophyceae; Klebsormidiales; Klebsormidiaceae
Source: the annotation of a GenBank genome assembly
CUUGGCCGAUACCUAUGCACAUGUACCUAGACCGCUUCCGCUUCGUGCUGCAUUUGCAGCCAAGCUGGGUGCAUUCACUUCGAACUUCUAGGUCGCUUCGGUUCAGAAAUACACAAGCAUUCGUCGCCUCAGCAGCUACUAUGAUCUAGCCACCUUCAUUGAACCUCCGUUACGACUUUCCGCAGCUGUCGUCUUACUCAUUCCUAUUGCCUCCGGAGCUAUCAACAACUCUCCUUUGUAAACAGCUGACGACGUCGCUGGCGCUAUGGCGCGGGGCGCUGCAAUCGUGCUCGCUCUGGUGAGCUGCCUCUUGGUGGCGUCUCAGCUGGCAGACGCACAGUCCACGUCAGUCACAGUCAGCACCACCAGGAAGAAGGGCCUGUUCUAUGUCUUUGCUGAUGGAGAGAUUGUGGUCGUAGACGCCAUUGCGGGUGCCAUCGUCAAGUCCAUUUCCAACCCGACAAUGCCCUUCCCCAACAACUGCACUGGCACCCCCUUCGCUGGCUCUUGGUCCGACUCCGCGUAUGCCAACGGCCAUCUUUUCGCGGGAUCCUACUACAGAAACUCGACCAUUGGACCACAGGAUGGCGUUUACGUCAUCGACACCAAGACCCAGACCCUGGUGCAGAGAAUCCCCGUCGAGACCCGGCCUGUUCACACCUACUAUGUGCCGUUCCUGGGCGAGGUGUGGAGCCACUCCGACGGCACCGGCAACUUCGACGUCAUCGACGCGCGCAACUACUCGGCAGUGCACGAGAACGUCAUUGCUCACGUCAACAUCAGCGGUCACGGGAAGCUGCUCUUUGACGAUGACCUCGACAGCAAGGGCUACUCGUCGAAUGUGAACGAGCCUGGCGCGUACAUCUUGGAUCUCGACGCUCAGGGAACCGACGGGACCCUGGCCUUCGUGAACUUCACCGGGCAGACCCUUCCCGGCGGCGUCGUCACGACAUGCCCAGGAACGCACUCCCUUACGUACUCUAAGAUCAACCGUCACGCGUAUUUCGAGUGCACGGCCGUGAAAGACCCCAAAAACGCGUCCAUCACUCUGUUCUACCCGGGAGCCAUCGAACUUGACACCGACAACGACACCGUGGUCUCACAGCUGCCGUUCCAUGGUCACUUGGCAAUUACGCCUGACGAGCAGUUUUUGACGGUCAUCGACUCUCCGGACCGGAUUGUGAACAUCGUCCAGAUUACGCCCAUCGGCCAAGAGGACCUCUACUUCUCGGUCCCCCUGAAUGACACCCCCGGCGAAGGCACCCCGGCCUUCUACCCGAAAGGCUCUUUCUUCAUCAUGGCGAUCCCCAUACUCAACUCCCCCAAGAUGGCCAUCAUCGACUUUAACCUCGUCAUUAAAUGCGGCGACAACUGCACUGACCCGGGGCAAACCAUCAAGUACGUUGACGUGGGUAACCAAAACCCGCCGGGCCAACCCAACGCGCUAACCACCUCCCGGAGCGUCGACGCCGGUUACGCUUACAUCUGCACUCCGGCGAACUAUGACCAGGGUAUUGGCUGCUAUAACCCGAUCAACGACACCACGAUUUUCAUCGGUGGUGCCCGUAACCCGAUUCGUAACCCUGCCCGGGUCUACUUCGCCCCGGGCGUGUUGGCGGGCGCCCCGGACUCGAACGUGAACGCGUACUUUAACUGCUCGAGCGCCCCGACCACGCUCGGGAACUAUCCCAAGUCGAUCGCGCCGGUGGUUAACCAGACCUUGGUCAAGAGCGCUCAGCCUUAAGCGAAGCUAAGGGACGGUUAACGAGACCUUAGUUAAGAGCGCUUAACUGUAGCAUAUGCAAAAGCCACUGAGAUUCCAUAAAGUAUCUCUUACGUCUAGAGUCGUCAACUAACUAGUGUUGAUUUACGGGAAGAGACCAGCACCAUGAUACGCGGGUUUCAAUCGCAUAGGUGCAGUCUUAAGUUUGCUGCAUCGGACUGAAGAGAAGCCAACUUAGUCGCUGGCCGGCACGCCUUCUUGGACGUUUGGAUCGUUAGAGUUGCCUCUGGCUUGAAGGCUUUGUGCAAGUUGAGCUGCUUAUUUUUCUAAUUACCGCAAAGAUUUUUGUUCGACUCGCAAGCUUGAUGAUCGACUUCCC